AUGUUGGUGGCUAGAUCUUCCUCAAACUCUUGCGCAUACGGCAAGAUGAUUUCAGCAACUCUACUACUCUACGCUGUUAUUCAUUCGUCACUUAGUUGUCCCAGAACUCCUGAAAGAGUAAUCAGAGGUCGUGCUGUUAUACUCAGAGCAGUGCCGGGUCAGACCCCUACCGAAAGAAUAGGAGUCGUCCAUUUUACGCAGAGGAACGGUGUACUUAUGAUCAGGGGCAGGGUCAGAGGUCUGUCACCAGGACUUCACGGCACACAUGUUCACGAGAGUGGAGAUCUCGGUAACGGAUGUUUAGCUGCUGGCGCUCACUUUAAUCCCACCAAUAUGGUGCACGGUGGACCAACCGACGCUAUUCGACAUGUGGGCGAUCUUGGGAAUAUUGCCGCUGGAGCAGAUGGAGUUUCUGACAUUGACAUCACCGAUAGAGUGCUUCAAUUAACUGGAUCAAACGGUGCUGUCGGUCGAGCUUUCGUCAUUCAUUCUGAUGUUGACGAUUUGGGAAGAGGAGGCGCACCGACGAGUAAUACUACCGGGAAUUCGGGCUCACGUGUCGCUUGUGGGGUUGUCCGUCUCGUCUAA
Molecule: messenger RNA, 588 nt
Organism: Necator americanus (New World hookworm)
Lineage: Eukaryota; Metazoa; Nematoda; Chromadorea; Rhabditida; Ancylostomatidae
Exons: 3
Coding region: 1-588 (195 amino acids)
Biological process (GO): superoxide metabolic process
Molecular function (GO): copper ion binding
Source: RefSeq, a predicted model, not a curated record